AUGCCAACAUGGGUCAAAUAUAAUGAAACCCUUACAGCUACAGAAACAUAUAAGAAGAGAUAUGUAAGACCAUUACCCAAUGAAGUAUUAUCCACGCGUCACUCUUACUCAAAUGCUGUUACUACAAGACUUAAUCUUAAGCCAUAUUACGAUAUCGAUGAUAAUAUAAAUCUACCUGAUCACAAGAGGGUA
Funneliformis geosporum is the source of this 192-nucleotide messenger RNA. Lineage: Eukaryota; Fungi; Glomeromycota; Glomeromycetes; Glomerales; Glomeraceae. The record is from the annotation of a GenBank genome assembly.